Messenger RNA from Enterobius vermicularis (human pinworm), 1038 nucleotides. NCBI's taxonomy places the organism in Eukaryota, Metazoa, Nematoda, Chromadorea, Rhabditida, Oxyuridae. The record is from the annotation of a GenBank genome assembly.
AUGGAGUUAUCAGGAGACAGAAAUAUUGACGAAGAACUCGCACUGUUCGAGAGGGAAAUCGCAUCUUUGGAAAGCGCAAAUGUAGAUGCAGUGGAAGAAACGAUUGAGGUUUUGGGUCACAAUGAUGUAGAUAGUCCUAGUACUUCAAAUGAGCUUCAGAAAGAAGAGCGUCCAGGUUCUACAGAACCUGUCAUUUCUGGUCCGAUGCUGCCAACUAACGGAGUGUCAAAGUCACCCCCCACUGUUAGCCAACCUUCCGUCCCUUCUGCGACGACAUUCAGGAACCCGGUUCCGCCAAUUCGUUCUAAUGCUCCUCCAUUUUUGCCCCAUGUUAUGCUACGUCCUGGUUAUGUCCCACCGCCACCAUCGUUCGCAAUGCGUUUUAUGCCUCCACAGCUUCGGCUUCCGUUGCCAGGCUUUCUGAGACCUCCUAUGCAACUUCCACCGCAACCUCCUGUUUUGGAGUCUGGGCCAAGUCUUUACGAUGACAAGAAGAAGGGAGAAGAAUCGAAAAGUGAGGAAGCUGAGUCUGAGAAGUCGAAAACAGCUCCAAAAACUCAGGUCUUAUCUUCUGACGUUGAGUUAGUAGCACAGAAAAAGCACAGUGAAGCUGCAAACAGAUCCAGCUACCUUGGACAAGUUAUGAGAGGAGAAAAGAAAAUGAAGCGCUUUUUACGGGUUGGUGGCGGUCAGGUGUGGGAGGAUCCGUCUCUUGCGGAAUGGGAUCCAAAUGAUUUCCGGAUAUUUUGUGGAGAUCUUGGCAAUGAGGUUUCGGACGAGUUGUUGGCCAAAGCGUUCCGGAAAUAUCCAAGUUUUCAAAAGGCAAAAGUUAUUCGAGAGAGUAAAACUAACAAAUCGAAAGGAUAUGGGUUUGUGUCGUUCAAAGCUCAAGACGACUUCGUGCGUGCAAUGAGAGAGAUGGAUGGGAAAUAUGUUGGUAAUAGACCGAUUAAAUUGCGAAAAAGUAAUUGGAAAGAAAGGAGUCUAGAUGUCGUAAAAAAGAAACAAAAACAGAGGCAGAAGCUCGGUUUAUUGUAG